AUGUGGUGUGCGGUGGGUGCGUGUCCGCGCAGCCGGCACCGUGUGCGGUGCAGGGCCAUUGCGGCAGUGCGUGUGGCGCUGCUCGUUGUGUUGGCGCUGGUUGCGGCGGCGGCGUGGAUGCCCGCAGUGCAUGCGGUGGUGUUGCGACUGCGGGGCGGCACGGUGGACAGAGCCAUCACGGUUGGCCACGCCGUGGACACGGUGCUGAUGGACGGCGUGUACAUCACGAACGGCGUGGCUGUUGUGUUCGACGUUGCGGCGAUGCUUCCCGGCGCGCUGCGCAUCGAAAUGAGGAACUGCGUGUGCGACGGCGGUGCGCAGAUAUACGUGUGGGGCUACAGCGGCGAGCCGGCGAGUGACCGGAGCCUGGAGGUGAGCGUGAGUGGGCUGUCCGGGAGCUACUGCUCGCUCGUGUUUGUGCACAACCUGCCGGCACACACGAACGUGACGGUCUGUGACUCGACGAUUGUGACGCCGGGACCGAUGCACUACUCCCAGCUGAGCGGGCUGACGGACGCGGUGGCGUCGCCGCUUGUGCUGCACGCGACGUCGCUGUUGCAGACGCAGCUGCGUGUGAGCAACACUGUGCUGAGGUCGUUGCACCCGGGCGGGUCGGCGGUGCACGUUGGCGGCGGUGUGGACCUGCUGUCGAGCGCGGUGGUGUUUGACGGCGUGUUGCUGGAGGCGUCGGGCGGUCCGACCGCAUCCGCGAUGCGUGUGUCAUCCUCGUCGCGUCUCAGUCUGCGGAGCCACUCGGUGUUCUCCGUGACGAACGUGUCGGUCGUGAGCAGCGGCGGAGGCAUUGUGCUUGGAGAGCGCCUUGCGGUGUCCGACUCAGUGCUGCGCUUCGUGGGCGUCGAGGGGUCUGUCGCGUCGUCGUUGGUGCGCUGCGACGGUGGAACGUUCGGUGCCGGCGGGUGGCUGGAGCUGCACGACGUGUGGGCGGUGGGCGAGGCGUCGUCGGUGGCGUCGCUGUCGGGGGUGACGCUGAGCGGCGGCACCGUUUCGAUUGCGCGCUGCGCUGCCACUGGCGUGACGCUUGUCUUCGGGCUGGCAGUCACGAGCGGCGUCGUGUGGGUGCAGUGCAACCGUGCCGGCGGCCGAGUGCUGCAGAGCAGCGGCGACUACCGCAUGGCCGGCCUGCCCUCCGUGAGCGUGGUGCCGUGCGACGGCUGUGCGGCCGCGCUGGCGUGCUUUGAUGCACUGACCGCGUCGUUCUCCGACUGCGUGUGCGGCUGCCGUGCCGGCGGCGUGGGCGAGGCGUGCCUGCCGUUCGACGUGCCGCCUGCGAGGGCCGGCGGCGGUGGUGGCGGUGUGGAGGGCUGCGUGAGUGGCGUGACGCUGACGGAGUCGGUGACGGUUGGCGGUGGGCGGGCGACGGCGUGCUUCGACUCGGUGGUGUUCAGCGGGCCGAUCACUGUGGCGGUGGACCUGCGCUUGAUGGACGCGUUCGCUGACGCACUGAACGUGACGCUGCGCCACUGCGUGCUUGCGGGCGGUGUGCAUUUGCGGAUUGGCGGCCUCAGCGAGAGCACGGCGCGCCUGAUGCCCCACGUUCUCGUCAACAUGACGAACGUGACGUCGGUGGAGGGCACGAUCGUGCUGCAUGGCGCGAUGCCGCCGAACUCGAGUGUGCUGCUGGCGAACUCAACACUGCGCGCGACGGUUGGCGGGUCGCAGUACGUGCCGGUGACCCGUGGCCAUGCGGGAUCUCGGUACGGCACCGCGCUUGUCCUGGACGGCGUCCGGCUUCUGUCGACGCGGUUUGUCAUGACGCGGUCGACGCUGGCGUGUGGCGGGGGUUCGUGCGCUGCGAUCCUCGUGGAGCGCGGCCUUGGCGUGAACCUGUCCAGCGUCUUUUACAUGGACAACUGCGCUGUCAGGUCGCGGACGCAUGUGAUGUACGCUCUUGCGUCGGACCUGCGUGUCAGCGGCGGCUCCGUGUUCUCCAUACAGAACAGCUUGUGGAGUGCGCCGAGUAGUAAAUUCCACGAAGGCGCGUGUGUGUUUGGGGACGUUGCGGUGGAUGGCGGCAGCGUGCUGCAGAUUGUGUCCAGCACUUUCCGUCUCGGCUUCGCCAUGCUCAUUGCAGAAACGCUGACUGUGACUGGCGGCAGCUGGCUGGUGCACCGCGACAACGAGUUCCACACGGCCCACGUUGUGUACGUGGCCAACUACUACGGCUUGGCGUUCCGCGAUCAGAGUGUGUGGUCGAUACUUUACAACAACUUCGCAUACGGCUCGUACUCGUCAACAACUGUAAGUAUGACAAGCGUUUGGUUACCACCAUCCGACUCUCGCCCAAUCAUCUACGGCGUGUGCAACGAGGCAAGGGGCUCUCCUGUGACGGAUUACCAAGAAGAGCUUAAUAUUGGGAUGCCCGUGACGGUGUUGGACUGUGGCGUUUGCACCAUGGACGCCGUGUGCUUCGCAGCGAGGACGAGCAGCAUCAGCGGCUGUGAGUGCGUAUGCGCUGCUGGCGGCUACGGCGGCACUUGUCUGCCAGCUGCGGUUCCGGACGGCCUUGGGCCGCUCCCGCUCCCCGACACGAAGGACACGGAGGCCCGCUGCGUGCACGGUGGCAGCGUCAGCUCUGUGGACAGUCCUGAUCCCGGUGUGCGUGGUCUGUGCUUCGUUAACGUGACCUUCACCGCCGCGAUUAUGCUUGACCUGUCGCAUUUUGACGCACCACAAGAGACACUCAACAUCACGCUGCUGCAGUGCGUCCUCAUGGGCCUGUCGGUCAAGGGGAGUGGAGCGCGCGUGCACGUUAACGUGACAUCCUCGAUAUUGGAUUCUGGUGAGCUGGCGUUUGAGGGUGAUUUCGGCGCGAGCUCCCAGAUACUGGUGGCGGGCAGUACGCUUGUGACGAAGUCUCGCCACGCCACUGCUUUUUGGGACUUUACUCUUGGUGCGAACUCGACGCUGCUGUUACUUGACAACUACAUCGAGGCGAAUAUUUACGCAAUUUCUUUUUCCGAUAGUGUUGUUGAUGGUGGCGGGGUCAUUGUGAAGGGAAAUACGCUGAGGGCAACGGAGAACGAUGACGAUGUGGAUUCAGCUGUUUAUAUUGAAACCUUUGAUGUGGGGAACGGCGGCUACCUUGACGUCGAGAACAAUACUAUGAGCGGUGCCAAUGGGAUUUACCUUUUUGGGGGUACUACCGUAAACUCCGCAGGGCUGUUGCGAGUGGCGGACUGCUCUUUUGCUGGCAGCACGUUUCCUUUUGAUUCCACGCUGAUUUAUUUGGAUAGCUCAGUGACUCUCGAGGGAGGUGCGCAGUGGCGUGUGGAGGGCAACGAAGUGAGUGCAGCCUCGGUAUUAAUUAUGCCAAAAUCAACGUACAUAAUUCGGGUGUCGGGCAGCGGCACCACCGUGGCGCUUGCACACAACCGUCAGGUGGACAAUAGUUAUCCCUUUGCUGAUAUUGCUUUGUCGAAAACGGUUGUGGAGUCACCCGCGCGGUUUGUGGUGGGGUGCAACCUGCGGGGCGAUGAGGGGGUGUCGUACGACGGCGUGUUUCCGGAGGACGUGGUGGUGUUCAGGUGCGGCACAUGCAACGACGACGCGGCGUGCUACAUGCCCGGGACGGAGUCGGUGGACCGCAGCUCGUGCUCGUGCAGCUGCAAGGACGGAUGGCAUGGCGCGUCGUGUCUUCCCUUCGAGGUGCCCGACACGGUUGUGCCGCCCUUGCCGGAGAGAGCCGUCGACGGCGACACGAGCUGCGUGGUGAACCAGACGCUGACGAACCUCACGCUGAACAUGUGGAAGACGCACCACUGCUACGCGGGCGUGACAUUCAGCGGCGUGGGUGCUGCACUGAAGUUCUCUCUCAACAGUAUGCCGCUGCAUCUCCCCAUCAACAUCACGCUCACCGGGUGCACAUUCCUUUACGGGGCUGUGCUACAGUUUGUUGGGGGUGUUGCGGCGGCCGAGUCAUCCGGCGUCUUGAUCCGCGUGAGCCAGACGGUGAUGCGGUCCUCCGUCGUUGCUUUUUCACUUACCCUCCCGCAGCACUGCGACAUUGCCGUCACGGAGGUUGACGCGUUGCAGUCCUCUGAAUUUGAAUUACCGGGCGUUGUGAGCAAAACCCUGAGCGUAUUGUUGCUGGACAACGUCGUGUUGAGUGCGUCCUUGCUUUUGGUGAGCAACGUCAAGGCUCAUUCCUUGAGGUACGGUGCGUUUGGUUUGCACUCGGUUGGGACGCUGACGCUGGUGCGUGGCAGCUCGCUGUACGUGCGGUACUGCAGCUUCGAUGGAUACGCACACCUGUUCUACGUGUAUAGGCUCAGUGUCCGCGACCACUCUGUUUUUGCGCUGCUCAACAAUACAAUGUUCUCCGGGACAAGCCUUCUGUAUCUGCGCCACGGAUUCAGCGUGUCAGAAUAUAGCGUGUUGCGCGUGGUGGGGAACAGUGGCUUCGUGUCGUGCGCUGUCUCUGCGCAUAUUCCGUGGGCAUUACAGAAUUCAAGCUGGCUGGAUUGGCGUGACAACGACGUGGGAGUGGGUGCGAUGUUGUGCUGUUUUUCUUCUGUCGCUGUGAGCAUCGACAGCAGCAGUGUGGUGACGCUGAAGGGAUGCAAGAUGGGCUCGACGGGGUUGUCGGGGCCUUUGCUAUCGCAGGCUGACGCCGGCUACCGGUUCUUUGCUGGAUGUCUGACGGUCGCGGGACGUGUGUUGACGACGGCGGCUGAACUGGAGCCGAAUGGCAUCACCAAAGUGACGACGGUUACCGUGUGCGGGGAGUGUACGAAGGACGGCGACUGCUUUGCUCCGCUGACGACGGCGGUCAUUGACUGCAAGUGCCAGUGCGCUGCUGGAGGGCACGGCGAUGUGUGUGUACCGGCGCCUGUGCCUGCUGGCCCGCCGCCGCCGCCGCUGCCGCCAGUGCCACCCACGCCGCCACCGCUGCCGGUUGGUGAGUGCAUCAGCGACAUGGUGUACCCCGAGGUUGCGCAGGCUUUGGGCAGCGGGUUGUCGUGGCUGUGCUACCGCAACGUGACUUUCAGCGGGGGCGGCAUGAGCCUGACGGUGCUCAUUGAGGCGAUGACGGGCGACGUGGCGAACGUCAAGUUCGAUGGAUGCACUUGGAGGGACGGUGCCGUUCUGUUGCUGGCGGGAAAUGCGUACGCCGCUGUGGGGUCGCUGAACAUUGUCGUCGCCGGCAACACAUUCAGUGACGCGCUGCUCAGCCCGGAGGGUGGGUUUCCACCGCACACGAACAUCACGAUCAGCGGGAACCGCUUUGCGGUCACGAGGCUGAUCCCUCGGUCGGGUUUGGGACUUAGGAACCCGUCGUGUGUGGCGAUGAAUGGACUGGCGAUCAGCAACGACUCCGCGGUAGUGUUCAGUGGCAAUGUGUUUCAGAGCGUGGGGGCAUUAUCGAGCGCCAUCCAAGUUGUCAGAUCUGCGCUGAGGGUGUCGUGGCACUCCCUGUUUGCGUUGGUGGGCAACACGUUUCAUAUGGACGGCGGUGACGGUACGCUGAUAUAUCUUGAAGGGUCUAGCCAGUCAUUGUCGCUGAGCGUACUGAACAACUCUGCUGUGGUGAUCCGAGGCAACGUUGUGUCGAGGCCGGUGCAGUGCUUCCUGUACUUGCCUUGGGAAUUACGUGUGGAGUCUCGGUCAGCGGUUGUGUUUCAGGGCAACGACAUGCGGGGAAGUGUGGCUGCAUUUUCAUCAGGCUUUUAUUCCCAUAUUUACUACAACUCCUGGCUUCAGUUGAGCGGCAACCUCUGCCACGUAUCCCCAUCGGAUGCUUUUGCUGUCGUGAGGCCAGCGGUGAAUCUCCGCGACUCCACGGUGUCUGUGUCCGGCAACCGAUUCAUGUCCAGCACUGGCACGCCGACAUUGCUGCAGAUACCCAAAAGUUCCCGCGAUAUCACAAACGGAGCGAUUGUGGCCGCGUGCAACACUGUGAACGGCGAGGAGAGGGCGAACCACAGCAUUCCGUCCGCGUACAACGCCACCAUCCUGACCUGCAGCGACCCAUGCACCCUCGCGACAUCGUGCUUCCCCGCGUACACGACGACGGCCUCGAGUGAUGGCUGCGCCUGCACGUGUGCUGAGGGCGGCCAUGGCGAUGCGUGCCUGCCCGUUGCUGUUCCUGACCCACCGAGCACCGACGGCGCCGACUUGUGCGUGCGGGACGUGCGUGUGGAUGCGGAGUUGAAUGCCGGUCUCGGGACUUCGGUGGUGUGCUACGUUGGCGUGACCUUUGCGGCGGACGUCGUGGUGGACGUGGAGUCGAUGUCAGGGAGCGUGCGCAACGUGACGCUGACUAACUGCACUUUCGUGGGCAGAGCGAGCCUGUACGUUGUUGGCUGGCGAUCCGACCCGUCUGCUGGCGAGCGCGUCGAUGUGUUGAUCAGCGGGCUUGAAUCGCGCUCCGGCGGCGGCGUGUUGGUGGCGAACCAAUUUCCGCCGGGCUCGCGCGUCACUGUGGUGGACUCGGUGCUGAUUGCGGAGGCGCGUGUUGCGUACCGUAACGCCUACGACCUUGGCGACGCCUCCGCGUGCCUCGUGCUGCACAACGUAAAUCUGACUGGGAGUGUGCUGACCAUUGCGCGCACGCAUGUGGCGGUGGUGUUCCGCGACGCUGUUGGUGUGUUGGUGGUUGGCGGCGUGGCGCUGUCGUCGCGCGGUGCGCUGUACGUGGACGGGCUUUCGGUACAGACGGCGCUGGGGCUGUGCGUGUCGGUGGAGGGCGGUGUUGCGGCGAGUGGCGGCUCCGUCGUGGCGUUUGUUGACAGCGACUUCCUGCUGUGCAAACACGCAGUUUCUGUGCGUGGGGCUGUGCGCGUGUCGGGCUCCGUUGUGGCGCUUGUGCGGAGUGACUUUUUGUCGACGGGAGACUACGCGGUGGCGUUUGAUUCGACGGUGAGCCUUGCCGGCGGGUCGAUGCUGCUGGCGAAGGGCAACGUGCACGACGGCGUCUCGAGGGAGAUGCUCUACGCGGCUGGCGCCGUGACCGCUGCUGGGAGCACGCUGAGCUUUGUGCGCAACCGAGCGCUGCUGCCGCGGAUGCUGUCGGCGGGCCUGUUGCUUGCGGAUGGGGCGCAUGUGAGGGUGGCGUGCAACGACGCUGGUGGGCGAGUCCUGUCAACGGCGGAGGAGUACGCAGCGGCUGGUUUUGGCGACGCUGGGAGCAUCGAAUUUUUUGGAUGCGACACCUGCGACAGGGACACGCACUGCUACGAGCCCGGGACGGCGUUGGCGAACAUGAGGAACGGUGUGUGCGUGUGCGCGUGCGGCAGUGGCGGGUACGGCGAGGCGUGCGUGCCUGUGGGAGCUCCCGCACUGCCGCCUGCCGUGGGCACUGUGCUGAGUGUUUUUUUCCGCGAGGGUGUGACGGUGCAGUCGGUGUUCGUUGUGCCUGCCGGCGCGAGCGAGGUGACGCUGCGCCACGUUGUGCUGGACGGCGUGAGUCCGGUGCUCUAUGUGCCGUGGAUGGCGCGAGACGGCGUGCGGAUUGUUGUGCAGAACGUGUCACUGCUGAACGGCGCCGUGCUGUACGUGAUGGGCGGUGGAGCGUUGCGCGGUGCGGUGGCGGCGGGGAGCGACGAGAGCGGGCCGGUGGAGCUGUCCGUGUGCGAUGUGGAGGCGCUGAACGGUGCGCUUGUGCUGACCGGCACGUUUCCCGCGGGGUCCGUGCUGACGGUGACCGACUCCCUGCUGGUUGCCGCGAGGUCGACGCCGCUUCUGUAUCUUCCCGGCUCGCAGUCCUCGCCGUACGCACCGGUGCUUGUGCUGUCGGGCCUGCGGCUCGUGCGGUCCGUGCUGGUUGUGUCCGGCGUGGCUCUCGUGACCGUGAUGACUGGUGGGCGGACGGUGGUGGUGGACGGUGCCGUGCUGGAGCUUGUCGGUGGCGGUGUCGCGCUGGACGCGGCUGUGUUCGGUGGUGACGUUGCAUUGUACGCGAGUGCGCGUGUGGUUGCGUCGGGGGGCGCUGUGCUGCGCGUGUCGGGGAGCCAGGUGUACGCCGCGCAUGGAUUGGUGUUCGACAGCGGGGUGGAGGCCAACGCGUCCGCCGUCGUAGUGAACGACAACGCCGGUGCGCUGACCGAUGGCGCGCUGCUGGUGCUGCGGGGGUCGGCGUCGUUUGUGUCCGGAUCGUGGCUGUCGGUGCGCGGCAACAGCAUCAGCGGCAGGCUUCUGUCGGUGCCGUCGUACCCGCGCCGUGCGGAACUCGUGCAGAGCACGCUGGCGCUUCACGGGAACGCCGGCAGUGGGCCCGUCGUGAUGGACGGCACCGUUGCGCUUGGGGGCGCCGGCCGAAAGUUCGUCGUGGGAUGCCUGACGCUCAACGGGCAGGCGCUGCGGCCGAUGGACUACAGGUCCGCCGGCAUCAUCGGGGAAUUCCGCCCCGUGGCGUGUGGCGUGUGCGACGCCGACGUGCACUGCUUUGCUGCUGCGACGAGGGCGAUGUCGGGGUCGUGCGGCUGCCGCUGUGCUGAGGGCGGGUACGGGCGCGACUGCCUGCCGGUGUACCUGCCGCACGUGGACGGGUGCAACCGCACACCCGCCAAGCCACUGCUGAGCCACACGGAGACGCUGACGGAGACGCGCAGCCCGACACCAACGUGGACGCCGACGCCGACGCCGACGCACUACAGUCUGACGCAGUACAGUCCGAAGGAGACCCUGCAAAUUACGGAGACGGUGGCGCUGUCGCCCACGCGGACCCCGACGGCGUCGGUGAGCAGCACGCUGUGGUGGAGCGACGUGGCGUGCCCGACACUCGCCGUGACGACGACGGCGGCUGGUGGGAGCCUGACGCUGAACGACAUCCGCGGCGGUGGGAGCGCCGUCCCGACACUGCUGAUGGUGGCGCUGCCGCCGCCGUUUCGUUGGGCACGCGACCCGCAGCUCAGCACGCACCUGAGCUUUGUGCCUACAUCGACGGCGCAGCCGAGUGGGUUUGGCGGUCCGUGGGGAGCGAUGCUGCGCAACGCGACGUGGGUGCGCAACGCGACGAAUCCGUCCACCGUCCUGGAGCUGGCUGUGCCCGUGCACCGCGGUUACUUCAUUGCUGCCGACGAGACGCUAGUCAUUCGCUGCGAUGCUGUGGCUGUGUUUGGCGGCUGCAAGGGUGUGCUGCUUGGGUCCUUCACGAUCAGGUCGAACACACUGCCCGCCGCUGCCAGCGCCCUCUCUGCGAUCACCGGCGUUGUUGCGGGUGCGGCGGCUGUUGCCGUGGUGGUGACCGGCGGGCUGAGCUCCGUCCUGGAGAUGCAGGCACUCGGCGUGUUUGCGAGGAUGCCAUGUGCCUCGGCGCAGGAGCGUGCGAGCACCGUUGCGCUGCCGUACUUCCUGUCGGUGUUUGCUGCCCCUGACCCGCUGUGGAUGGUGGUGGGCAACGCGCUGCUCGCCGCUGUGUUCGGGUGCGUGCACUACGGUGUGACGGCGGCCUUCCAGCGGUGGCGCGGCGUUGACGCGGCGAGUGCGUGGGCGGCGAUGCGCUUCCCGAGCCUGACGUACGUCGUGGCGCACGCGAUGCACCUCGGCAUUUUCUUCGGCUCGGUGUCCGCACUGGCGAUGCCCGACGCCCGCGUGCAGCACCGCGUGAUUGGUGUCGUUGGCGUGCUGUACGGUGUGGCGUUUCCUGCUGGCGUGUGCUACUUUAUUGCUUGCCACGUGGGCGCGAGCUUCACGAAGUACUGGCAGUUUUUGAGGAAGCCGCUGCACGAGCGCCUGCUGUACCCCGUCGGGUAUUGGCACCCCGUAGCGCAGCAGCGGAUGUACGGCGGCAUGCUGACGAACAUGAGAGGCAGCCACGUGUACUGGUGCGUGUUCCAGCUGUUGGUGCUGUGCGUGGUGGGCCUGAUUGCGGCUGUGCACCCGCCCGUGGGAGGCUGCGACGUCCAGUACUUCUGCAUGGCGGCUGUGCUGCUUGCGGGCGCGGGCGUGGUUGCCUUCACGAACAUGAUGCGCUCGGCCUCCCUGACGGUGAUGCGCACGGCGAGCUUUGUGCUGCUUGCGGCGCUGUGCCUGGUGAGCGCGGCCAACCACCUUGCGCCGAGCGACGGCGGUGCGAGGGCGUACGUGGCUACCGUGCUUCUGCUGACCACUGUGCUGCUUGCGGUCACUGUGUACGGCGUCGUUGUGUGGUACGCGGAGGACCGCCACUGGCAGGAGCUGCGCGAGCCGCGGCGUGGUGGGCUGGAGGCGCUGCUGCGCGAUGACGAGGAGAGCGACGAGGUGACGCAGAAGCCCCACGAAUUGACGUCGUCGUUGUACGCCUUAGGCACCACCGUUGCGUCGUCGUACCGACCACCCGCACCGCCAUUGCAGCCUAUGGCCGGUGAAACCUGCUCAGACACUCUGAGCCUGUUCGACCGUGUAUCCAGCGCGAGCUGCAAAAUUGAAGACGCCCUUCUGUGA
This is a messenger RNA of Trypanosoma cruzi, 10383 nucleotides long. RefSeq names its product dispersed gene family protein 1 (DGF-1), putative. NCBI's taxonomy places the organism in Eukaryota, Euglenozoa, Kinetoplastea, Trypanosomatida, Trypanosomatidae. The record is from RefSeq and is a predicted model, not a curated record. Bases 1 to 10383 code for a protein of 3460 amino acids. Gene Ontology annotation, molecular function: Notch binding. The transcript has a single exon.